AUGGGCAAUUUCUUCAAACCUUGUUCAACGGAUUUCCAUUACGCGGAGAGAACGAGAGCUUGCGUGAAGAAGGCACUUGACACAAUUUGCCCAGAUGAUGUCUACACUCGACCAUAUGCCACCUUCCUUUGCUACUACCACGAGUAUGGAAACAUCGUUAACAAAGCCCAAUUCAUCCCUAAAACAGUACUGGAAGCCUGGCAAAUUCUGGUGUUCAUUGAAAGUAUACAGAACCUUCCAAAGGCAGUAAUCGUGAAGUACAGUGAAGGCUGCAUCUUGAACGAACCUCACUUUCCACAUUCGCUGUUAGUCUGGGCUGUUCGUGGUGGUUACUACACGAUUGAUGGAGGCAUUCAGUUUGGCAGACUCUACACGCAGUAUGGCAUUCCUGAGCUACUUAGCGCAGAAACUAGCCAGUGCGCUGCUGAUGUUGCUCGAACGUACUGCAAUUCCGACUACGUUACGAUCGUUUACUACACUUUCAUCAAUUGCAUUCACCCGUACCUGCCAUUGGAGAAGUUCGUGCAAGCUUCCGCACAGAAACAGAUCGCGUGUAGCCAGUCAAGUCCGGCGGCCAAUUCGGCGGCUAGUUCGGUGGCUAUUUUGCCGUACAAAUAG
Molecule: messenger RNA, 618 nt
Organism: Ochlerotatus camptorhynchus
Lineage: Eukaryota; Metazoa; Arthropoda; Insecta; Diptera; Culicidae
Exons: 1
Coding region: 1-618 (205 amino acids)
Molecular function (GO): odorant binding
Source: RefSeq, a predicted model, not a curated record